Messenger RNA from Candida albicans SC5314, 4929 nucleotides. RefSeq names its product Nup188p (gene NUP188). The transcript has a single exon. Gene Ontology annotation, cellular component: nuclear pore inner ring. The record is from RefSeq and is a predicted model, not a curated record. Bases 1 to 4929 code for a protein of 1642 amino acids. Lineage: Eukaryota; Fungi; Ascomycota; Pichiomycetes; Serinales; Debaryomycetaceae. Gene Ontology annotation, molecular function: structural constituent of nuclear pore. Gene Ontology annotation, biological process: RNA export from nucleus; protein import into nucleus.
AUGUCUUUAUCCAUAUCUCAACUGGAUAAAUCAGCUAGUAAAAGCAAUACUGGAUUGCCAUUAAAACCAAUACAACCAACACAGUAUUGGACGUUUGACAAUGCAUUGUCAUUAUUAAGAAAUUGUCAAGACCCCUACUUGGCAGAUGCAUUGGAUGAGUUUUUGUUAUCCAGUAAAGAAGUCUUAUUGAAUCCGUCCCCUUUUACAUUGAAAAAUGACAAACAGAGCCCAAAUCUGCAAACCAGGGACAUCUCAUUGAGAGGCAUCUUGUACACAAAUAUAUCAGCACAAGAUACAAGUGAUGGGAAACUUUUAUCCAAUCUCUUAAAUUUAGAUGUUUUGGAAACAAUUAGAGUAAUAUGCCAGACUAACAAGAAGAUUCCUUGUAAAACUGCUCCUCCACAGUUGGAAGCAAUCAAAAGUAAAUUGCAUGAUGAAAAAUAUUACGAAAACAAACGAUUACAAUUGUAUUCCUCCAAGAUAUUAAGAGAGAGAAGAAUAAUUUUAAAGAUUGUCACUGAACUAUUAAAUAACAAAAGUAACUCAUAUGCAUCGUCUUCUAUCCAGAAUUUGGGUAAGGAGAUAUUUUUGUCAAAGCAGUAUCUUGAAUCCUUGAUUGAAUCUAUUGGUAACGCAUCACAAAGUUUAAUGAAAAGAAGUUAUAUUACAGGAAUCAACAAAGAAAUCGAUGAAACUAUCCAUAAUGAGACGGUUUUAUUUUGUAUCGAAGCAUGCAAGGUGUUAAUUGAAUUAUCAGUUCAAAAUGCAAAUGUUGAUGCACAAGCAGUUCAUCUGUGGUUCAAAUUGAUGAGAGAUACCAACUAUUCCGUUGCUUUGGGACCAUACGUGUCAUAUCACGAAGCAUUUUCAAUACUCCAGGGAUUAUUUACUGUUUUGACUAUACAGUAUUUGAACUUGAACAAUAGUUUUGAUUCCGUCAAUGAAACUCUGUCCAGCUCAUAUAUGGCAGAUGUACAGGUAUUUAAAUACGUGAACGAUGCUAUUGCAAACACAGCAAACAAUAAUUCUGUUGUAUUAUACAGUUGGUCUAUUAUUUUAUUAAGAAAAUUCUAUUUUUUGCAGGAAUAUCCCGAAUUACCCAACUCAGAAAAGUUUUUAAGUCAAUUCAAUUUGUCACAGUUGGAACACACAAUAAAUUUGGUUAAUCAAAAGUGUGAUAAUUUGGAUGUGUUUUCAAGUUUAAAAAAGUUAAACGAGUUAUUAAAAUUUGACAAACUUUACUCGGCCAUAUUAUCCACUUUGAUAAUUGCUUCAUUACCUUUGAUUACCCUCACUUCAGAAGUUACAAGUUGUAUUCUAAGUAUUAUUGGUAAUUGUCCUAAUAAUGUUAUUGAAUCGUUUUUCGAAAAUAAUGCAACACAGAAUGCUAUAAUUAUUGCAAGGACAAAGUUCCCGUUGAUUUUAAGUCCAUACAUUCAGGUAGCUUCUAUCAACGGAAAUUUCGCAUUACACGAGUUUAAUGACUUGAAAUCUUACAUUCAAGUUUUCAAAAAAGAGGAAUUCAACAACAUGUACCAGAUAGAUGAUCAAAAUACAGAAUUGGUUAAAACUACCAAAUUCAUCGACGUAUAUCCACCUUUUGAAGCAAAUAAAAAGUUAUCAAUGGUUUUGAGUCUAGGAACAAAAGCAAAGAUUUUACCUUCAGCGAACCCAGAUGAAGUAUUGGUCACAUUCCUUUACAAUUAUAAUGGUUGGGCAUUUUUGGGAAGAGUUUUGCAAAAUGUAUCAAAAAUUUUCAAUAACUCAGACUCUGAGACAAUGGAAUUGGUUAUAAAUAUACUAAAUUUAUUGAAUAAUGUGGUCAUUGAUAAUGGUGUUGAUGAUUCUAAAAUGGUUUUAGAAGCCAUGUCUGCUUAUACAGACGAUUCUGAUAUUUUGGAAGUCAUUUUAAGACUUUUGGAGCAAGGGUUACAUUUAAGAAAUGUCAAGCUCUUGGUUUCCGUUGUCAACUUAUUGACAAACUUGAUGCCAUUUCUUUCUUACAGAAUAUGGCCCUACUUGUCCAAAUCUGCUUUGUUUGCACAGAAUGGCAAAGAAGGAUUGGCCGCUGUAAUAUUUGGAUCUAUAGAAAUGGUAAAUGGUGAUUAUAAUUUCACAGUUUCAUUGAUAAAACUUGCUGAGGCAUUGAUCCAAAAUUGCUUAUCUUUAGACCAAGAUUAUCCUGAAAAAUCCAAAUCCGUGAUUAUGCUUAGAUUUGUUGGUCAUUUGGUAGACUUAUUUGAGACAUUUUUAUACUGCCGCUAUAACGAACAGUGUCAAAAAUUAGAAAUUGGUGUUUUGUUAUUAGAUACAUUUUCUACAAUCUUGGCUAGUGUUUACGGUAUUGAUGAGGGAGUGCCCGCCAAUACCAAGGUGACAAAAGUAUUUGCCGAUGCUGCUAGUCGUAUUUUGGACUCAUUUUUAAUAUCUGAUGAGGAUAGUCCAAGGGCAGCAAGACUGAUAAUUACAAUGAUUGAGAAUUUGUCACAAGACUUGGAUUUAUACGAAUUGACGGAUUCAUCUUCAUUCUGGUAUGAUAAUUGGAUACAUUGUGCGUUGUCUUUUUCUAGAUUGAUCAUUACCAUUAGAACUUCAGAACAUUUGAAGCCGCUGGCUUUUGAGAAAAGCUUGUUUACUAAAACUUCAGAUUUGGUCUUGUCUUAUUCCAGGUUUGAAUCUGUGCGAAAAGAUAUAUUAGAUUUGUUGACGGCCUUGACUAGUGGAGAUUGGCCAGAUGGAACAGCUCCAUCUUUACUUUCCCACUUGGGGAGUGAAAAUGCACAAGUAUUGUUGCAUUCAUUGGCUGCAGAUUUAGAUAAUUUGUUUGAUGAUUAUAAAAUGAAGAUUUCCUUGUAUGACUUUAUUUGUGCUGUUAUGGAAGGCAAACAAGAAGGUUUAGCUGUAUUGUUCAUUACUGGAAGAGAUGUUUUUGGUGAUUACACCAGUAAGGAUGAUACCGAAGCCACCAAAAAAUUGUCAUUAUUGCAAAUAUUGAAGAAAAACAUAAGAGAUAUGAGAUACUAUCCAAAUUCGGUUAGUAUUCAUUUGGUAGAUGCUAUAGCUUUAGCAUGCAAUUCUUGGACCACAGCUAAAGAAAGUGAACAUGAUGAUGAAUUUAUCCAAACAUUGAUUGGGCGUGUUAAAUUACAAAUUUUGGAUCCACCAGAUUCUUCUGAAAGCUUUAUAAGCAGAUGCUAUGAAUUGAAAUUGGUUUCCAAGAUUGCAGAAAUCUUGGCUCUUUAUCUUUUCACUGCUAGGAGUGAGAAAACUAGAGAUAAAAUAGUUGGUUUCGUCAAUUCUGAUGAAUUCAACGACUUGGCAAAGACAAAGUUCACAAUAACAAACUACCAACCAUCAUUGGACUCUAAUUUGAAGAUUACUUUUGAGAAUGCAUUUCCAAAAUUCAAACUAUCGCAGUUUACAAGCGGAUUGACUAAAAGGAAUCGUUUUGGAAUUACAUCAGUCUACAAUUUACCUUUGAUGGACUCUCUUUUCAAAAAUGAACUAGAUUGGCAACAGAUAAGAGAACAGGUUAUUGCAUCUAGUAUUAAUUUACAAUAUUUGAAUUCCCAACUAGCAAGUGCUAAAUCAUUUGGUGCCUUGAUUACAAGUUUUUGCAGAAAAUACGACGCUCCGUUACAUUCGAGAGUUUUAGAUUUUGUCAACUACUUGUUGAAAGUUAACAUCAAUGAAGGUGUACCUACUGAAAGUUUCCAAUCAAUUUAUACUGAAAGGGUUGAGUUGGCUUUUUAUUUGAUCUACACGUAUUUCUCUCGAACCAAAUCGCUGGAUAUUGAUGACAAAAAGAUACUUGAAAUUGUGAAGAACGCUUCUACUUUGUUGUCAUCAAGUAGUAUGAAUUUUUUUACCAACUUGGCCGAAUCUCGUGGGUGUUAUAAACCAUUAUUAAAACUCAUUUAUUGCUCCCUAAAAUUGAUUAGAGAUGCUUCUUUGGUAUUGGCUGAAUACCUUAGUUUAUUCCGUGAUUUAUUCAAUGCAAUUGUUAUUAAGGGUACUCAAAUCUUAUUGAUUGAAGUACAGAACGAUGUUUACCUCGCACGUACUCGAAAGAAUUUCAAGUCUCCCAAGAUGAAUGAUCGAAUUGAUGAUCUAAUGAUAAUUUUGUCCGUAUUAAAAGUUUUUGUCGGUGCGCAAUUUGGAUCAAUCUUGCAUGAGGAAAUCGCAUUAUCGAUAAAGGAAAAUGGAACCAUCAACUCAUUGUUAAAUCUUUACUCCUUUGCCCAUUCCAUUGAAGUAAACGAUGAGUUUAUAUUUGCUAGAUUGAGUUUGAUGUAUCUUUUGGAAUUGAUGUCAGUUAACAUUAUUGCGGAAAAAGUUAUUGCUUCAGGAUUAUUUCUUGUCUUGUUAGAAAGUCCUAUAUCACGUCCUAUUAGAACAGGAGGUGUAUCAAUCAGUCAUGGCAUACAUUACCAUAGGUUGUGGACAAAUGGAAUCUUGCCUAUAAUCAUAACCAGUUUGUUCAAAUUAGGAGCAUCUGUUGUUCCAGAAGUAUGUGUGGUGUUGCAAUUAUUUGGUAAACAAACACAAUAUUGUAUAGAGAGUUGGUCAAGGGAUUCUUCAAGCAGUAAAGUUUCUACUGCAUUGGUAGCUGAGACUAGUCAGAUUUUGUUGAUUUAUGAUUUAUUGAAAUCUAUGGAUGUUAAUGAAUAUUUGAAAAGCAUUGAAAAUGUUGUGAUAGACGAUACCAUUGACAUGAGAAUUUUUCCAGGAUUAGAAUCGGAAUCCAGAAGAGAGGAUUUUGUUGAUUGUAUUGAGAAUUUACUAAAACACCCUAAAUUCUUAAGUUCGAGAAUAAUACCAAGUUCGGUUGAAGAACAACAAAUUAUUGAAAGAGGUGGUAAAGUCUUUGAAAAGUUUGUACACAGUUUGAUUGAUGAGAUAAGAGACUUUAAAGAUUAUUUUAAUUAG